Messenger RNA from Daldinia loculata, 2712 nucleotides. RefSeq lists its product as uncharacterized. Gene Ontology annotation, molecular function: RNA polymerase II cis-regulatory region sequence-specific DNA binding; DNA-binding transcription factor activity, RNA polymerase II-specific. The coding region runs from base 220 to 2196 and encodes 658 amino acids. The transcript is spliced from 2 exons. NCBI's taxonomy places the organism in Eukaryota, Fungi, Ascomycota, Sordariomycetes, Xylariales, Hypoxylaceae. Gene Ontology annotation, biological process: regulation of transcription by RNA polymerase II. The record is from RefSeq and is a predicted model, not a curated record.
UCCUCUCCCCUUUCUUCUGCUACCUUAGCCGCCGCAUUACUCCCCUGUCAUUUUGAUCUACCGCUAUUCGUCCUCGUCGUUUCUACUACCUGUCUUAAAAGGCUCGCCUCGGAUAUCUAGACUCGGAGGAGUUAGGGUUCCAGAAGCAAUAUAAAAUUGCCGGCUUGCCUACUAGGGUCGACAGCUACUUUACCUCUAGCGGAUACUGGGAAGUGUGCUAUGGCGGCUACUUUCCGGCCUGUCAACACACCCAUGGCGAUAGAAGUGAAGAAGGAUGACGGGGCGGCGCGGUCGCCUACAACACCGACCCCGACGAAAGCUAGCUUCGGCCAGCGACCAUUACCCACGUCGCCGUUUCCGCAAGCAGUCCAAAUUCCAGAAAGUAUCGAUGAAAGGCAGACUCCGAAGCAAACACCCAAGCGAGAGAACUCUCAGCAUUCGAGAAAGUCGCGAGGAGGCUCCGAAGAUGUCGAUAUGGAUGAAAUAGAUGGAGAAAACCACGGGGACGACGGCGCCGGAUCGGAUGAUGAAAGCGUGAAUGCGGAUGGAACAAAGUCAAAUAAGAAGAAGAAAUCACAACGAUUUUACUGCACCGAGUAUCCACCUUGCAAUCUGAGCUUUACGAGGAGCGAGCACUUGGCUAGACAUAUUCGGAAACAUACUGGAGAACGUCCAUUUCAGUGUCAUUGUUCGAGACGAUUUUCACGGCUAGAUAACCUGCGGCAGCAUGCACAGACUGUACAUGUCAACGAAGAUAUACCGAUAGAUUCUCUUGCCGCCACGGGUACAAGGUUUCAAAGACAAAUUCGAACCGAUCGAGUGCGACAACCUGGAAGAGCUCGGGCUUCGACAGCAGGGAGCAUGGGUUCCCCGCCUCGAGGACAUGCCAAAUCUCUUUCUACGUCGAGUAUUAGUUCUGUUGGUUCAAAUUUCAGCGGUCGCGAUGAUGUGCGCCGACGGCCACCUCCUUUAGUGAUGGCGGAUCCGCGCUCUCGGCUUUCCAUUGAAACCUACCAUAAUACGGAAAGCGCAUAUUCCUACCGACCACCAUCUCCGAGCGAUUUCAGUACACCAACCUCGGCAACCUUUUCAACUGGCCAGAAUAGUCCCCGAUGGGGUUCCGCCAUCGCAUCACCAAAUUCAUCUCAUCCCCGACCCCAAAGCAUGUACGCCGGCCAUAGAACACCAGGCCGUCGCCUUAGUGUGCCGUCUGGCGGCAUACCCUUUCAAUCUCCCCAUGGAGCUCCCUUGGGUCGCCCUCUUUUCGGCCCGGGCACCAUGAACACUUCAAAUCCCGGUGCUUUCUCUCCAACCGGAAGCCUGCUAGGAUCUCCCACGUCCUCCAUAUUUUCUUCGAGGCGUGAAUCUACAUCUCAGACGGAGGAUUGGCGUCGCCGCACAUGGCAUCCCGACUCAACUAAUUUCAGCACCGUUAACAGCAGUAGCCGCUUAAGCAACGUCGUAACUCCGUCACAAUUUCAUAAUCCUGUCCCUGUACCUGUCGCGCCACAGCAGAGCACGACACUUCGGCUACCCGGGAUCGAGUCGUUCGGUCCCCUCCCUCACCGCCCAGUAUCUCCUAUUAGGCGGAACCCCUCUCCUAUGAUUGUUGACUCCGAAGUUGCUCAUCCACCAGCUAUGCGUCCCCUAACCCAUUCCGGAGAUCCCGAAGAAAGGCGCAGUACAGUCCACUGGGAUAUGGGUUUACAUCGAGGUCUAACUCGCUUGGAUAUCACGUCCAAUCCGCCAUCCUCGGACGCAGCCGGUACUUGGGCCCGUGAAGCGAACCAAGCUGUUGAGGCUGAAGUGGACCGAAUGAGAGUACACCCCCCGACAGUGCGGUUUAACGAACCCGUAGUAGUUGAAAACAGACCGCCAGGUGCUCCGAACCUUGCUAGGGCGUAUCACCAACACACUAUGUCAGCACCUUCGAUCGCCACUUCAAGAGAGUCCAAACGGCGUGGUUGGUAUAACGGACCCGUAACAGUUCACGCCGAUGCCCCCCCGGAGAAGAUAGCGCGGGUAGAUCGGAUGGUUCACCCAAACAUAAACGAAUUUGCAGGCUUUCCAGCGAGAGAAAAUACUACAAAUUCCCAACCUAGGCAAGAAAAUGCUGGUGAACGGGAUAAUAUGCUUCGGUUGCAGGCCCUAGUAGCGGUUGCGACAAGCGAAGGAAAUGCGACGACCGCAUAUUAGACAAUGUACUGUCUACCCCUAUAAACUUAAGGCUAUAACCAUACCAGAUAAACUACGCCCCUCCACCGCCACAUACAGUACACACAUAUCGAACCUUUCCCCUGCAGAUCGCGGCAGGUUAACGAGACUCAUGAUUUCUCUUGGUAUUCUGUUUUCUUAGAAUCAAGCAUUUGCAUGAUACACGAUCGCUAGUUGACUUACGAAUAUACCUUCCUGCACGGCUUGCAGUUGCAUUUAUCAUUGGACUGGGUUAUAUUAUGGCGGUACGGACUGGCGUUGCGGGUGGGGGAACUUGUUUGCGACGGAGAGAUAGCGAGGGCCGGCCAUGUUCAUUCGUUGCGUGGCAAAAAAACACCUCUCCCCCGUAUCAUGCGUGAUUCUUCAAGGAUCCUUUCGUUUCAUUUUGCCUUGGAUAGGUCGGCCGCCAUGGACUUACACAAGAUAGGGGCUCCAGCGAUGAUUUUCUAGCUGAUGAUUGAUGACACGAACCUGAUACCCAUUCAUUUCAAGAUGAGG